UCCUGGCAGGAAGCUGCGCUACAGAAAGGGGGCGGAGACUGCUGCAGCGGUAGCGGCUGGUGGGAUCCCAAUGAGGCAGAGGGGCCUCUGCCGCCGACCUGAGGCUGAGGGUCCUCAGGCACCGCACUGGAGACGCAGCCGCCAUCCUCCUGGCCCGCCCCGCCGCCCCCCUGGACGCGCUCCGGGCGCACCUACCCUCUCCAAGCAGCGCUUGCAAGCUCGGGGGGCGCGCCGCCCGCUCUUUCUCCCUCCACGCGGGCUCCCGCGAAGGCAGCAGCGAGGUGUCCGGUCUGGGCACGUGAGGCCCGCUCUCCGGAGGUGGACGCCGGGCAGGCAAGGCUGCUGGCAUGAAGACCUCAGGCGUGCAGGAAGCCGAAGGGCAGCCAGCCAAGGCCCCCGCGGGACGGGCCGCUGGGGCCGCAAACACCAUGAAGAAGAAAAGCUGCCCCAAGAAGCAGAGGGGCAGACCCUCGUCCCAGCCCCGCAGGAGCCUUGUGGGCUGCAGGAUCUCCCACGGGUGGAAGGAAGGCGACGAGCCCAUCACCCAGUGGAAAGGGACCGUCCUGGACCAGGUGCCCAUCAACCCCGCUCUGUACCUGGUCAAAUACGAUGGCAUUGACUGUGUCUAUGGACUGGAACUGCACAGGGAUGAGAGAGUCUUGUCUCUUAAGGUUCUCUCAGACAGGGUGGCAUCCUCUCAAGACACGGAUGCAAACCUGGCCAGCUCCAUCAUUGGCAAAGCGGUGGAGCAUCUGUUUGAGGGCGAGCACGGGGCCAAGGAUGAGUGGAGAGGGAUGGUGUUGGCCCAAGCGCCCAUCAUGAAAGCGUGGUUCUACAUCACCUAUGAGAAAGAUCCCGUCCUGUACAUGUACCAGCUUCUGGAUGACUACAAGGAAGGAGACCUCCGCAUCAUGCCAGAUCCCAGCGAGCCCCCUCCAGCCGAGAGGGAUCCCGGGGUUGUGGAUGGCCUGAUAGGCAAGCACGUGGAAUAUACCAAAGAAGAUGGCUCCAAACGCAUCGGCAUGGUGAUUCACCAAGUGGAGGCCAAACCCUCAGUGUACUUCAUCAAGUUUGAGGAUGAUUUCCAUAUCUAUGUCUACGAUUUGGUGAAAAAGUUCUAACUGUUAGUGUAGAGUUGGCCACAUUUGUGAAGACGAAUGUCUAGGUUGUGGCUAUGCAAAAUAAUGUUGUUUUUGGGUGUGUUGGAAUUUAAGGGUCCCAUUGAUUUAGCAUCUUUGCCAGCAUAACUAUUGUUUGUUCUGAAGAAUACAAAUGUGUGUGGACAUGCCAUGUGUGGAAGGACUUUAUCAUGUGGAGGAGACUGGGGGUGUUUGGUGGAUGGCGCAUGAAAGGAAGGGGCAGCUGUAAAUUCGGGCUGUGAAUAAAGUUCAGCUAGCAUCAUCAUCAGUCAUCUAAAAAUGGCAUAGGACUUAGCUGGCCUGCUCUGGGAAGGAGGGAGGAGAAGGGACCAGA
Pipistrellus kuhlii (Kuhl's pipistrelle) is the source of this 1473-nucleotide messenger RNA. RefSeq names its product spindlin-2. The record is from RefSeq and is a predicted model, not a curated record. Gene Ontology annotation, biological process: regulation of DNA-templated transcription; gamete generation. The coding region runs from base 348 to 1121 and encodes 257 amino acids. NCBI's taxonomy places the organism in Eukaryota, Metazoa, Chordata, Mammalia, Chiroptera, Vespertilionidae. The transcript is spliced from 2 exons. Gene Ontology annotation, cellular component: cytosol; nucleoplasm.